Colletotrichum chrysophilum is the source of this 615-nucleotide messenger RNA. RefSeq lists its product as uncharacterized. Gene Ontology annotation, molecular function: transmembrane transporter activity. Gene Ontology annotation, biological process: transmembrane transport. The coding region runs from base 1 to 615 and encodes 204 amino acids. Lineage: Eukaryota; Fungi; Ascomycota; Sordariomycetes; Glomerellales; Glomerellaceae. The record is from RefSeq and is a predicted model, not a curated record. The transcript is spliced from 3 exons.
AUGGUUGUUCUCUACUAUAUUCCAGUAUGGUUCCAGGCCAUCCAGGGCGUUUCUGCCCGCGAGUCGGGUGUCCGACUGUUGCCGAUGGUCCUGGCCCUAAUUUUCUCCGGCGUGUCUGCGGGGAUUGGGGCGUCCAUUGUUGGAUACCUUCCGCCAUUCAUGAUCGCUGGAACAAUAUUUGCUUCCAUUGGAGCCGGCAUGCUUUACACCUUCCAGCCCGAUAUUGAGAGUGCUAAAUGGAUCGGCUACCAGAUCUUGUUUGGUCUCGGCACCGGCGCUGGGGUCCAGCAGUCCAUUGUUGGGGUUCAGGUCGCCCUCGACCCCUCCGACGUCCCCUACGGCACGUCUGCCAUCAUCUUAGUGAACACUGUUGGGGGCUCCAUCUUCAUCAGUGUGGCCCAGAACAUCUUCAUCACCAGGAUUGAACGUCUCACGCAGCUGAUCCCAUCCGUGGACCGUGACACGCUCUUGAAUCGUUUCGGGUUCCUUAGAGAGUCGCUCACACCAGAGCAGCUCACAAUUGCGCUUCGAGAGUACAACAGCGGCAUCAAAAACAUAUUCUUGCUAGUCAUCAUUUUAGCCUGUCUGAGCACCUUUGGCGCCGAGUUCAACUGA